This is a messenger RNA of Puccinia triticina, 1140 nucleotides long. RefSeq lists its product as uncharacterized. The transcript is spliced from 5 exons. NCBI's taxonomy places the organism in Eukaryota, Fungi, Basidiomycota, Pucciniomycetes, Pucciniales, Pucciniaceae. Gene Ontology annotation, molecular function: inositol diphosphate tetrakisphosphate diphosphatase activity; phosphatase activity. Gene Ontology annotation, cellular component: cytoplasm. The record is from RefSeq and is a predicted model, not a curated record. The coding region runs from base 1 to 1140 and encodes 379 amino acids.
AUGGACAACCCACCAUCAACAACGACCACCAGGCUCAGCCCAUCCCCAUCGAAGUCGGCCUCACUCCCUCCCCCAGCCAGACUCAGCCCAGCCACCUCCAGUGACCGACCCGAGCAUGCUCCACCUCCAAGACAGAAUGCGACCAAGCCGAGUAGCCAGCUCAUCAAGCGAGCACCGGCCGACAUGAACAUGAUAUGGAUCAAUACCAUGCAAAAGAGGCAUCGGCUACUCCAGCGACUCAGACACCAGGACUCAUCCCGAUCGUCAACAGCUGACAACAGCCUAUCCGGGUCCGAUCCCGAUCCCGAUUCGGACACUAACUCGACCCCCAAACGUGCCGCUGGCUCACCUGGCACGCUCGACUCUGCUAGCAAGAUCCUUAUCGCACCCCUGGUCCCACCACUCGGUUUCGCAAUGGUCGCGCCGGGCGUCUAUCGUUCAGGUCAUCCGAAUCAUUGCAACUUCGCUUUCCUGGAUGGUCUUCAGCUAAAAUCGAUCAUGUACAUUUGCGUGGACUCAUACCGGCCUCAUACGUUUAAUUGGGCGCAAGACAGAGGGCUCAAAAUAUUUCAUUACCGAAUUGAUUCGUACAAGCAACCGCAUAGCGCAACGAGCGAUCCGACGGAACGAGGGAUGUAUGCGUCGGCGCUCGAGCAGAUCCUCGAUCGGCGAAACCUACCGAUCCUCAUCCAUUGUAACAAGGGCAAACAUCGCGUCGGUACCCUCAGCGCGCUCCUGCGCAUUAUCCAGGGCUGGGACACCAACGCGGUCCGGGCCGAGUGGGAUAAGUUUCUAGGCGAGGGCGCACCCCCCGGUAAAAAUAUGAUCUGGAGCCCAGGCUUGGUCUUCAUCAAUAACAGCAAUAACAGCCAUCAUCAUCAGAACCGCCCCUUCCAUGCCUCCCGCGCUUCAGAGCCACUCCUCUCCCUCGACGCACUUGGCCCCCCUCAGUUGGCUACUACUCCUAACCCCGCCUCUUCAACACCGUCCACCCAAUCCCACAAGAUCAAAAACAAGAUCGCAGACGGCUUAGCCCGCGUCAGCGAAUGGGAGUAUGUUGAACAGUUCCCUAUAGAGCUUAUCAGUGUCGAUCCCGCUUGGAUUCCCUCCUGGUUGCCUAUCGAAUCCAUCGACCAGUAA